CAAGUCCUGUCUCUUUGGUGCUCUGGGUCAGAAACAGGAGCCCGCCGAGCCAAUGACCGUCUCCAUAAUUCUCCUUGAUGGUGUAUCAGUGUCGGUGGACGCAGGCUGCUGAAGUUACUCCUCCUGCAGAGUUAGGGUCCCAGCUGUGUCGUGUUAGCAUGACAACAAAGCAGACAUGUGGACGAGAGGCUGAGGCUCCGGGCUCCUAACUCCUCUCUGCACGGGUCACUUAGAUUGCACUCAUAGCUGAAAAGAUGACAUCUGCCACACCCCCUUCCUCUCGCAGCUCCUCCCCCCAGAAGGUUUGCCACUCCCAGACCCAGACAGACGUUUUAAAACCCUUACUGGGUGGUGGCGUAUCUGGUGGGGGCGGGACUCUGAGGAAGAGGAGGCGUGUCCUGUCCAAAGAUGGGCGUAGCAACGUGCGCAUCGAGCACGUCAGCGGGCGGAGCGCUCUGUACAUGCGUGACCUCUGGACAACAUUUCUGGACAUGCAGUGGCGCUACAAGUUCUUCCUGUUCACGGCCACGUUUGCGGGGACCUGGUUCUUGUUUGGGGUGUUGUGGUAUCUUGUGGCACUGGUGCACGGAGACCUGCUCGAGUUCAACCCUCCAUCAAACCAUACCCCCUGUGUGAUGCAGAUGCAGACUCUCACGGGGGCUUUCCUCUUCUCCCUGGAGUCCCAGACGACUAUUGGUUACGGUUUCCGUUGCAUCACCGAGGAAUGUCCAGCUGCCGUCAUCCUCCUCAUCGUGCAGCUGGUCAUCACCAUGCUGAUGGAGAUCUUCAUCACUGGUACCUUCCUGGCCAAGGUUGCUCGGCCAAAGAAGCGAGGUGAGACGGUAAAGUUUAGCCAACACGCUGUGGUGUCGACCCACGAAGGUCGGCCCUGCCUGAUGAUCAGGGUGGCCAAUAUGCGCAAGAGUCUUCUGCUUGGCUGUCAGGUGACUGGAAAACUGCUCCAGACGUCUCUGACUAAGGAAGGUGAGACGGUUCGUCUGGACCAGAGGAAUGUGCCCUUCCAAGUGGACACGUCCAGUGACAGCCCCUUCCUCAUCCUGCCCCUCACAUUCUACCACCUCAUCGAUGACACCAGCCCCCUGCGAGCCUGGGCAGCCAAGGGUGGGGGCUGGACAGAUCCAGAGUUGGCAGACUUCGAGCUGCUGGUGAUCAUGAGCGCUACGAUUGAGCCGACCUCCGCCACCUGUCAGGUCCGCACCUCCUACCUGCCUGACGAGAUUCUCUGGGGCUACGAGUUCCCCCCCGUGGUCUCUCUGUCUCCAUCAGGCAAAUACGUGGCAGACUUCGCCUUCUUUGACAAAGUGGCCAAGACGAAGACCACGCCCGUCUUCAAACCGUCCAGCCCCCAGCACGGAUACCAGAGCAACGGGGGCGGGACUGUGCCCGAUGUGUCCGAUCCAGACAAGAUUCGUCUGGAGCAGAGCUACCGGGAGAGAGGGGAGGAGCGUGGCCGCGCUCUUAGUGUUCGCAUCAGCAACGUGUGAACAGAUAAAACGGCUGAGAUGGGAGUGUUUGAAAGCGAGAAAUGCGCAGAAGAUUUGCAUCCAAUGUCAACCGGGAAUCGAUGAAACGUCAUAUCAACUCAGCUUGGGAGACUGUUUUUAAAAACAUACAUAUAUCAGAAAGGUAUCUAUUGUAGGUACAAGUAGAGCCAAAUGAUGCAGAAAGCAAAUACAGAGGACUGCAGACUCAACUUCAGGGUUUGUCCUCAUCAUUCGUUUGCUGGGAUAAUACACGUUUUACACUGGUUUGACUGUAUUCACAUGAUGGCAUAACGUACUGUCUAACUGCAGCUGCUGUAUGAAUUUUGGACCAUACACUGAAGACACAUUCAUAACUACAAAAAUAACAGGUUUGCUAAUUUAUUCACACAGAAAAAUCAUCCCGAAAACGUAAAUAGUGGUGGAGAGCGCGGAAACCCUGGUGGGCUUGUUUGGGUUCUUCCCUCAGCAGAGCGUGUGAGUCAGUGCGAGAGUGUAAUUUCCAACAGCAGUAUCGUCGAGAUAGUGGUGGUGAUGGGUGGGUGAUGACGGGGUGGAGGAGGGAAAACCCAGACAUGAGACAACCUCUAUACUUCCUCUAAAAUAAACAUGCGAAUGUGUGGUUUACAAAGGUCACGUGACUUCUAUUACGGUAAAGACACCAAUAAUUAAUGCUAAUCCUACUUGUCAAGCUCACGCCCCCCCCCCUCCCCCACCGCUCUUGUCGUGAUAUUUUUACAUUUCCUGUUUCCUGACACGAGCGCAGCAGUUAAAUACACAAACACACAACAUCUGUUAAGUGUAUUGUACGUGGCAACGCACUGUCAUAUGUGAGACAAAGCACUUUGGAGACUCUGUUAAACUAAUGUAGCACUACACCUGGAAUGUAGACGGACGUCAGACUGAAUAUAUUGUGUUCAAGGUGCUCUGUACUGUAUCUCUUGAUGGUGUUGGUAUUUCUUGUUUUCUGUUAUGUCAUGACUUUUUGCUGUUAGCACUUUAUGUAAGUACAUAAUGUACGUGUGCACCUUAGGAAGGUUAGCUGCCUACGUUCGGAGCCGUAAGACACUAAUAAAAGCACUUACACAUUCAGAGAAGUUAGGAUAAACUCUAGAACAGAUGUUCCCUUCCUGUAAAAGCUAAACUGACUGAUUCAAGUGAGCUCAUGUGUUGAGAUCAUCACUAACAGAUACUGCACAUCCAUGGAUGUAACUGCCGAAUUUGGUAAUUGUGGGUUGCAAAUGUUACUGGAAUUGCAGAGGAAGCUCUCCUUUCUGUGGAAGCCUCCCGCACUUACUAACAUCAUCAAAUGAACAAUGAACAUAUUGUUGAAGCCCCUUUUACUCAAGGACAUAAGGAAGACUAAAUUAGACUGCGCUUGUGGGCUGAGUGUUGAGAAAGUGAAAGUGAUGUUGUGCCAUUAGCCGUGUUUCUGUCAGCAUACUGUUACGUGCAUUUUCAAGUAUCGUCUGAGAAAAUGUUGAUGAAAGGGACGCAAUUUGAAGUGAAACAUAUGAAUCGUGAUCACAAGUCAAUCACUGAACAUUUCCCAAACCUUCAACUGAGUCGGAUGAUGCUUGUUUGUGCAGUGACUACCCGAUCAAAGGAAACUUUGCGGCUACUAUGUAGCUGCCUGUUUCCUUUCCUGGAGUGUGAACCAGUCUAACUGAACAACAAUACGUAGCAACGAUCAACCCAGUCUCCAGAGCUAAUGUCAGAUAUUACAUUUCUGCUUAACCACAGAUAAGUUACAACUGGGUCUAUCUUUAUGUUGCAACUUUAGGUUUGUUUAGGUUGAUUAUCCUAUGUUCCCUUCUCACAGCGCUCUGCAUAUGGUCUGUUCAGGUUAAGGCACCAGAAUUGCUGGGUUAAGAAAUACAUCAUUAUUUGGCUUAACGCAUCUGUUCUAGUCACUACGAUCUUGGGUGGAGAUGAUCCAUGUCCCUUCAAAUAUCUACUGGUGUGACUCAAACUGCAAUUAUAACGUCACCUCCAUCAUUUUCUACAAGUGUCACAUAUCUGUGGUUUGAAGGAAUGCUAACUGCUGACAUCAUAUUCUGGCGACUGGGCUGCAACAAUAACUAACUUUUCCUCCAUCUCUUCCAUUCUGUUUUUCACCUCCGCCCUCCAUUUGAAUUUCAUGUACCAUCGGAAUCACGUGACUGCAAACGACCUAUUCUGCAAGAAUGUUUUUCUGCUUGCUUGAGGUGGUUUUUGCCUUUGUGGAAAAUAAGUUAGUGGGUGAUGGAAAUGCUUUACCCUGAUAAGUCCUGUUUUCUUGAACAUUUUACUCAAAUGACUGAUCAGCUGCCCCCAGACCGCAUAAAACAUGGCCAAUACUAGCUGACAUGAAAGAAUUAUUACAACUUUAACGCUUCUUCUUUGAGACAAAUAGGUGAUUUUCGAACAGCACAGCUGGACACAUGGCUAAUGAUAGAUAAGGGAUGACAGAAGAUGCAAAGAUGUGAAUGAUGAAUAUGUAUUUGUUGGAAAUUGUAUGUAUUUGUAACAUUUUCUUAAUUAACACCAAGCUAUGGAAUGUUAAAAGUGUUUAAAGUGCAGACGGAGAGAUCAAAUAAGACAAAUUCUCUAUAAAAAAGAUGAUUUAAUAAAGUUAUUAAAAGCCA
Acanthopagrus latus (yellowfin seabream) is the source of this 4129-nucleotide messenger RNA. RefSeq names its product ATP-sensitive inward rectifier potassium channel 10-like. The transcript has 6 exons. Gene Ontology annotation, cellular component: plasma membrane. The record is from RefSeq and is a predicted model, not a curated record. The coding region runs from base 255 to 1505 and encodes 416 amino acids. Lineage: Eukaryota; Metazoa; Chordata; Actinopteri; Spariformes; Sparidae. Gene Ontology annotation, biological process: potassium ion import across plasma membrane; regulation of monoatomic ion transmembrane transport. Gene Ontology annotation, molecular function: inward rectifier potassium channel activity.